This is a messenger RNA of Schistosoma mattheei, 4797 nucleotides long. Lineage: Eukaryota; Metazoa; Platyhelminthes; Trematoda; Strigeidida; Schistosomatidae. The record is from the annotation of a GenBank genome assembly.
AUGAAGCAAAACGUACUUCAAUAUUUGUUGUAUGAUGGAAUGAAUACGGAAGGCCAGUUAUUUAGGAUUAAAAAAAAUGAUGUGGUUCAUUUCGUUUUGGACGUGUCUCUGAUUGGUUGCAAUGUCCGGUUUUUUAUUAAUUAUCCUGAUUCCGGAGUUCCAUUCCAGCGGUUGCAAUAUCGAGAGCUGCCUUUGAAUAACCCAACUCUUACUGGCAAACAAUCGGAUUGUUUUGAUAAUUUUUUCGAGUUAAAGAAAAUAAGUGUUUGCGGAUCUUUUCACUUUUACUUUUCAAAAGAUGGAUCUUCUCCCGGCCCUCCAUCAACCGCAACAUGUCUGAAAGGGAAUAUAGCUGGCUCAGGAUAUAUUAUCGUUGAUCCAGAUUUCACUGGUAAAAAGGUUGCCACGGAGCCCUCCAAAAAUAGCUGUGGGAAAAAUUGGGAUUUAAGUGGCGUGGUUCUUCAGUCUUAUUUGUCCAAGAACCUUGGAAUAUUCCCUGAAUGGGAAUCAAGACUUUAUACAGCCAGGAAUGGUGGUUAUAAUAUGAUUCAUUUUACUCCUCUUCAAGAGCUUGGCUAUUCUCGUUCUGCUUACUCUCUCAAAGAUCAACUCACAGUCAAUCCUAGCUUUACUCCACCUGGGGCAACGAAGAAGGUGGACUGGACAGAUAUUGAAUGCUUUAUCAAACAUUUGGAAAAUAAUUGGGCAGUACUUAGUAUGACCGACUUAGUUUUCAAUCAUACUUCAAAUGAUAGCCCCUGGAUUCACGAACAUCCUGAAUGCGCUUACAACGUUGUUAAUUCUCCUCAUUUAGCUCCAGCGUAUAUUCUGGAUCAUAUUGUCUGGCGUUUAACAGUAGAAGCCAGUACUGGAUCACUUGCAAGUUAUGGUAUCCCAGCAAUCUUAAACAAUCCAGAUAGUGAGCUUCCAGCUAUAGAAGUUUGGUUGACCCAGAAGAUAGAAGCAGCGAAGUUAUAUGAGUUUUUCUUAGCAGAUGUUGAUAUAGUAUCAAAAGAAUUCAUUUCUUGGUUAAGAAAACAUGCAACAUUUCCUUCAUUCAUUUCCCCGAAUGAAACUAACUUGUCGCUGAAAAUUGACGGGGCCAGAAAAGGAAGACGAUUUGGGGCUACUGUUGAUUUUUCAGUAGCAUGUCAUGAAAUUGUCGGUAAAAAUGAGAAUGAACUUCCCCUUUCUGAAAGUGAGGCUGAAGCUGCUGGUGAAAAGUUACGAGUCAGGUUAAUAUCUCUAAAUUAUGACCAAGUUAAUGAAAUUAAGCAUCAUUUGCAAGCUGCUGUAGGAAAUGUUUUGGCCAAUGCUCGCUAUCGAUUUUACGAUCCUCAUGGACUUAAGCUUAAGCAAGUUACGUUAGAUACACCAAUUAUGUGGGCGUACUUUUAUCAUCCAGUCCCUGACGUAGAAACCAUUGAAGAAGCUGAAGCAAUUUUGGAGACCAAAGAUGCCGCAAAAAUUAUGGCUUUUAAUGGAUGGGUGAUGAAUGAUGAUCCUUUGAAAAACUUUGCAGAACCUAGCUCAUUUGUAUACUUACGCCGUGAACUUAUAGUCUGGGGUGACUCAGUAAAGUUACGUUAUGGUGACAAACCGGAAGACAGUCCAUAUCUUUGGGAUAGAAUGACUAAAUAUACGGAACUAACUGCAAAAAUAUUUCAUGCAGUACGAUUGGAUAACUGUCAUAGUACACCUCUUCACGUCGCACAAUAUAUGAUUGAUAAGGCUAGAGCUAUACGACCUAAUUUGUAUGUGGUUGCAGAAUUAUUCACUGGAGGCGAAUAUGUUGAUAACAUUUUCAUCAAUAAAUUAGGUCUUAGCUCUUUAAUACGAGAAUCCCUAUCAGCUUGUGACUGUCAUGAUUUAGGUCGACAAGUUCAUCGAUAUGGUGCAUCCCGACCUGCUGGAGCAUUUUUUGAACGAGCCAGUGCACGUCGUCUAUAUCCGAGUGUAUCACAUGCUGUCUUCUAUGAUCAAACUCAUGAUAAUCCAAGUGUAUUGGAGAAACAUUCUGUUUUUAAUUAUCUGCCUUUAUCUGCAGUUGGAUCGUUUGCUUGUUGUGCAAUUGGUAGUACACGUGGUUAUGAUGAAUUAGUCCCACAUUAUAUUGAUGUAGUUAAAGAGGAACGUUUCUAUUCGCGAUGGCCUGACCAAGUCAAUUAUAAUAUUGGUAUAAUUAAGCCAAAAUCUAUUUUAAAUGAACUGCAUAGUUGGUUAUCAUCUGAAGGAUUUUCUGAAACAUUUGUAGACCAAAUUACACCAAAUGUAUUAGGUGUGACACGUUUUUGUCCAGAAACUCGUGAAGCUGUCCUAUUGAUAACACAUACAGCUUUUCAUGAUCCUGGACCUAAUCCACACCAUUCAGAUUUCAUCCAAUUCGGGGAUUAUCCACCACAGAAAGAUUUUAAAAAGAAUCCACAGUAUAUAAAUGGUUUAAUGUGUAUGAAUUACUCAAUUUUACAAAAUGUACCAGCCACUGAAAGUAAAACAUUUCGCGUAGAAAGUUACUCAGAUGAACAUGGUGUUAUGGUGGAUAGUUUAAUAUUUUACAAUUUCCCACCGGGAUCAGUUGUAAUUGUUUCAAUUAAAUUAGAUGAUAGCCAACUACAAGCCAUUGCUGAUUUACAUAAUUUCAUGUCCCAACAGUUUGAUUGCCGUUUAUAUGAACCUCGAACAAGUCAAGCUAUGGGUAAAGGUGAAAAUGCCUAUAUUCCUUUAAGUUUACCAUCAGGAAACAAUUCGUUACUAAAGCCGAAUUCGAUCAGAGUUCUUUUAGGCAAUAUGAAUUUAUUGGAACUAAACAAAUUACUCUUCAGAUGUUCUGCUGAAGAAUUAGCUGAUGGAUGUAACUUUAAUUCGUAUCAAAUACCUGAUUGGGGUUGGUUGGUUUAUUGUGGGUUUCAAAACAUUUCAAAUGUAUUACAAGGAAUUCGUGAUCGAAACGAUUUAGGUCAUCCAAUUUGUUCACAUCUUCGUCAAGGUGAUUGGUUAGCCCAUUAUUUAACUGAACGUUUGGCAAAACUACCACAUAAUUCUAAUAAACUUAUCACUGAAGCAAUUAUUCAAAUGAGUGAUAUUUUAAAAAUUAUGUAUAAACCUCUGUCAAACAUUCCAAGAUAUUUAGUUCCUGCAUACUUUGAAGCAUUGACUGUUACAUUAACAGAAUUUAUUAAGCUUGAGAUUACAUUACGAUUUGCACCUUGGAUAAGAAGUAGCUCAUCACUUGCGAAAAAUCUAGCAGUAGCUACUACUCAAUUUUACGGUUUUAUUGGAAAUAGUCGUCUUCCUGGACGUGUCAUCCAAUUUAAUAAAGAUUCUCAAAAUCCAGAAAUCGAAGCAAUGUUUUGUAGUUUAGCUGCAGGGUUACCACAUUUUGCCGAAGGGAUGUGGCGUUCUUGGGGAAGGGAUACUUUUAUUUCACUUCGAGGUUGUCUUCUUCUGACAGGACGUUACCAAGAUGCUGCUAACAUUAUUCUCAGUUAUGCUAGUUUAUUAAGACAUGGACUAAUACCAAAUCUUAUAGGAGAUGGUUACACUGUUAAGCCAAGAUACAAUUGUCGUGACGCUGUUUGGUACUGGUUAUAUUCUAUCGUUAUUUACGAACAAUUUAUUUCAAGUACUAAAGAAUGCUGUCUGGAAGGAGAUGAUUCUUCUAGUAUUUUAAAUUAUCCAGUUUAUAGAUGGUUUCCAGAUGAUGAUACAGUUGGUUGGCCGGAUGAAUAUUUGACCAGUUCAUUAUCUAGUCAACGUAUACAACCCUUGCAUGAAACAAUGCAAGAAGCCUUGCAACGACAUAUUAAUGGUAUUGAGUUUAUCGAAAGGAACGCUGGGCCAACUUUAGAUGAACACAUGAAACCGGAAGGAUUUAAGGUUCAGGCCAAUAUUGAUUUAAAUACAGGAUUUCCUCGUGGUGGCAACGCUUUUAACUGUGGCACAUGGAUGGAUAAAAUGGGCAGUUCAUCAAAAGCUGGUAACCGGGGUAUACCUGCUACUCCUCGUGAUGGUUCCGCAGUCGAAUUAGUUGGUUUGGCGUAUGCAGUUGUAUCGUGGUUAGCAGAAUCCCAUAAUCAAGGUCCAAAUUACUCUGGUUAUUAUCCGCAUGCAGGUGUUCAACUGACAUCUGGUAAGGAACUUUCAUGGAAAGAAUGGUCAAAUCUGUUGAAAAAUUCCUUUGAAUCGCACUUUUGGAUUCCGGAAAGCACAAAGGACCCUAACUUGCUUUAUAAUAAAGGAAUUUAUAGAGAUUCUGUUGGUUCGUCUGGAGGAUACACAGAUAAUCAGCUACGCCCCAAUUUCCUUAUAACUAUGGUUGUAGCCCCUGAAUUAUUUACACCCGAACGGGCAUGGAAUGCAUUGGAAAUAGCUCAACAACGAUUAACUGGUCCAUUCGGUAUGUGCACUUUGAGUCGAGAUGAUUUAGCUUAUCGAGGAUAUUAUGAUAACUCAAAUGAUAGCUGUGACUUUUCUAUAGCUCGUGGUUUUAAUUAUCAUCAAGGCCCAGAAUGGUUGUGGCCAACUGGGUAUUAUUUACGCGCUCGUCUUAAAUUCGCUCGCAUGCUAGGCAAAUUCGAUCCUAUACAAUGGGGUCAUCUCACUCUCAACGUAACUACAGAAUGCCAGAAAACAUUUGCCAGACUGAAUCAGAGAAUGGAAUCAAGUGAGUGGUGUUCUCUUCCGGAAUUGACAAAUGCAAAUGGUCAGCUUUGUAAAGAUAGUUGUGAAGCUCAAGCGUGGAGUGUGGGUUGUAUUUUAGAAGCUCUGUAUGAACUUAUUUUCACACAGAACGAAUGA